AUGAUUCAGUCUACACAGAUAGCUAGACUCGACGGCCUUAUGCUUUGCGCCUCGGUUGAUGACGAGCAGAUCGAGUCCUCUCUUUCUGAGGUCAAAUCACAAAUGAAAAUGAUACUACGAAGGCUGAAUCGUAAUUCAGAGCCGCAAGCUAGCGUAGAAUCCGGUCGAUAUACUCUCCAUUAUAUAAUUUCUCAAGACAUAAUAUAUCUCUGCAUUAGCGAGAAAUCCUAUCCUCGCAAACUUGCCUUCACCUAUCUAUCGGACGUAUCCUCUGAGUUCACAACCACCUACAGCGCUUCUCAGAUACAUUCACCCUCACUUCGGCCAUACGCCUUUAUGGAAUUCGACACAUUUAUAUCUAGAACCAAAUUAACAUACUCAGAUACUCGUGCUACCCAGAACCUGGAUAAAUUAAAUGACGAGCUGCGCGAUGUAACAAAAGUAAUGACAAAAAAUAUCGAGGACUUACUAUAUCGAGGAGAUUCAUUGGAACGCAUGGGAGAGGUCAGUAGUCGUUUAAGAGAAGACAGCCAGAAAUACCGAAAGGCUGCGGUAAAAAUAAAUUGGGAUUUACUUCUGAAGCAGUACGGUCCCCUUGGAGGAUUAGGACUCAUAAUAAUUACCUUCAUUUGGUGGAGAUUUUUCUGGUAA
Messenger RNA from Blumeria graminis f. sp. triticale, 651 nucleotides. NCBI's taxonomy places the organism in Eukaryota, Fungi, Ascomycota, Leotiomycetes, Helotiales, Erysiphaceae. The record is from the annotation of a GenBank genome assembly.